Messenger RNA from Anopheles maculipalpis, 1840 nucleotides. It is a transcript of the gene Gdap2, whose product is annotated as protein GDAP2 homolog. The transcript is spliced from 14 exons. Bases 14 to 1822 code for a protein of 602 amino acids. NCBI's taxonomy places the organism in Eukaryota, Metazoa, Arthropoda, Insecta, Diptera, Culicidae. The record is from RefSeq and is a predicted model, not a curated record.
CGAAACACAGAGCAUGAGACUGAAGUAUCACGUACCUGCUGGCCAGCGCAAUAUGGUCCACCGUGACGUUGGAUAUCAAGCGAUGAGACUAGUGUCCGACAUCUACAAUGAAAGCAUUGAAACAUCACUAGGAGGAAUCGCGAAGCAUCUAACGCAACCGCAAGAAUCGCGAGGACUGCCCAACCUUCCCCGUGCCCAGCAGCAGCAGCAGCAGCAGCAGCACUUUGUCACCUUAAGCAGCCUGAAGCGUUGGGGCGAACAGUCCGAAGACGACCGUGGCCAGCCCCGUCCGCGUCCGACCGAUUACAGCCAAUUUGCGGCGAACUUUGAAACUGGCCCGAAACACCCCGUCACUCCGUUUCCGUGCGAUGCGCAGAUCAACAAUCGUUUCGUAAUCUGGGAGGGUGAUAUCUCGCAGCUCAAAGUCGAUGCCAUCACGAACAGUACCGAUGAAACGCUGACGGAAAAGAACCGCGUGUCGAAGAAAAUUUUCGGACGUGCCGGUGCCGCACUAACGUCUGCCAUCGUUCACGACGUGAGAAGAUGUAAAACGGGUGAAGUUCGUGUUACACCAGGAUUUUUCUUACCGUCGAAGUACAUUAUUCACACCGUCGGUCCCAUUUACAGCGAGAAGUACAGGACCGCCUCGGAAGCAACGCUGCAUGCUUGUUAUCGUAACGUGUUGUACAAAGCAAGGGAACUAGGAUUAAGAACCGUAGCCCUAUGUGAUAUUAGCUCGGUGCAGCGCAACUUCCCACCAGACACUGCGGCUCACAUAGCAUUGAGGACUAUUCGUCGUUUUCUGGAGCAAUACCGUGCCGAGAUUGUGAUAGUUUGCCUUGAAUCUAAUGCACGCAGUAUCUACGAGGUACUAGCACCGUUGUACUUUCCGCGCGAUCCACACGAGGAACGAAGUGCUUUGUGGCAGCUGCCGAAGGACAUCGGAGGGCUGUAUGGUGAACCGCAGCUAGCUGAUCGUCAGAUUCGCAUCAUUCACAACCCACAGCAUUCCGUCAUGAUAGAAGCUGAUGACGAUUCCGACACGAGCCCACACGAUCUGGAAAUGGGGUCCGACGUAGAGUAUAGCAAUAUUAACCUUAGCCUGGCAGCUCAACUCUCUGGUGCAGCUCAUUCCUUCACACAGAUGCAGGGAGACCUAGAUCGGCAACGUCUUCUAGGCGAUCGGCCCCGUAUGGUCUACGAAAGUGUGCUUGACGAUGGCUUGGAAGGAAUCGAGCAUCAGGAAAGUUCACCUUUGUUGGUGGAUUGCGAAUACGAACGGCUGCUAAGACGAGCUAAAACGGAAGACCUGUCGGAAGUUUCGGGCAUCGGUUGUCUUUAUCAGAGCGGUGUAGACAGGCUCGGCCGACCCGUGGUAGUGUUCUGCGGCAAAUGGUUCCCCGCUCACAAUAUCGACCUUGAGAAGGCCCUGCUCUAUCUGAUAUAUUUGCUCGAUCCGAUCGUAAAGGGUGACUACGUGAUCGCUUAUUUCCACACGUUGACGAGCUCGAACAACUACCCAUCUCUGCAGUGGUUGAAGGACGUCUACAGCAUACUGCCCUACAAGUACAAGAAGAAUUUGAAAGCCUUUUACAUUGUGCAUCCCACAUUCUGGACAAAGAUGAUGACCUGGUGGUUUACCACGUUCAUGGCACCGGCAAUCAAGACGAAGGUGCAUUCGCUCCCGGGCGUGGAGCAUCUGUACUCGGCCAUCGCAAAGGAUCAGCUCGAAAUUCCUGCAUACAUUACCGAGUACGAUAUGGCGACCAAUGGCAUACACUACUUCCAACCGAUCACAAACACAUCGUCGCCAGCGUCCUAAGCACCCUCCUCCAUACCC